AUUAAAUAUUUUCGCGCUAAAUAUUUAAAUGUCGAGCGCAGUGCCAUCGCGUGAUCAGUAUACGAAACCGCGCGUAAAUGUGCGUUGGCAGUGAUGGAGAAGAAGUUUGCUGAUCAGAAAGAAUAUUUAAAGAAAUAUUUGUCCUCCGGAGAUGGCGAAGAUAAAAAGAAGAAGAAAAAGAAAAAGAUGAAAGUCGGAGCAAAGACAGUAAAGAUCAUUGAUGAUGACAUAGACUUGAAGAACAUGAGACCUAUGGAGGAAAACGAAUUUGAUAUUUUCAUUGAUGCUGAAGAUGCACCUCAGAUCGCCGGUGUAGUGGACGAACGUGGACCGGUUGACUUCUCAGAUAAAAGGAGAUGGAAAAUUGUAGCUGAUACCGAAGGUGGAGACUUGACUAUCACCAGUUCUAACAAAGAAAACAAAAGAUCUAGGAAGGAAAAGAAUAUGUUGGAUCAUGAUUUAUCUCCACGGAGAAAACAAAAGAAACCUUCGGAUGAUAAUGAUUUGUCUCCUCCAAGGAUGUCUAAGAAACAGAACAGAACAGAUGCUGACAGUGAUUUGAGUCCACCUAGAAGAAAGUCGAAGAAACAUGCAAAGAAAUCUUCGGAAAGUAGUAGUGACAGUGAUAGUUCAGUGAAUAUUCCGACUCAUAAAGUUAAAAAAAAGAAGAAAAGAAAAGAGAAAUAUUCUGACUCUGAUUUAAGUCCACCAAGAAAGAGUAAAAAACAUAAAUCUGAUAAGAAGUUAAAAUAUGGAGAUAAACAUGAUUCAGACUUGAGUCCUCCUAGAAGAAAUAAAAAAGGAUCUGAUUCAGACUUAAGUCCUCCUAGGAAAGCUAGGAAUGAUUCUGACUCAGAUUUAAGUCCUCCUAGAAGAGUCAGAAGGGAUUCUGAUGGAGACUUAAGUCCACCAAGGAAAAAGAAACAUAAACACUAUGAUUCUGAUCUUAGUCCACCAAGACAAAGCAAGAAACAUAAAAGUUCAUACUCUGAUGCUAAAUAUAAUAAACACAGUGAUUUCAACCCAGAGAGAGAACAUAGGCAUAGAAGCAAUCAUUCAGACUCACGCAGGGAAAAAGAUUAUAAACAUUUUGAUAAAAGCUCCAAGUCAAACAGAAAACAUUAUGAUUCAGAUUUGAGCCCACCUAGGAGAAAGAGUAAACAUACAGAAAAUUCUUAUAGGAAGGAGAGAUCUAAACACGAUAGUAACAGACAAUCAGAAUCAAAACACAGAGAUAUUGAUGAUGUGGAUAAUGAAAGACGGAUGAAGAAAACUUUGGAUGGAAAGACAGCAGGAUUGCAGGAUGCUAGAGCUUUAAGAGAAGAAACAGAGGCACAUAAAAAAAGAGAGGCUGAGCAAUUCAGCAAGCUUAGUAAAGAUGUUACUGGUGUUGGUCAAGCGGUGAUUGUACGCGAUUCUAAAACUGGUAGAAAGCGUAACCUAGAAGCGGAAGCAGCUGAGGAACGUGAGAAACAAAAGCGGCAAGCAGAACUUGACGAAAAGUAUGCUAAAUGGGGAGCCGGUUUGAAACAAGUAGAAGAUCGUGAAGAAAAGUUAAAAGACGAUUUGUACGAAAUGAGUAAGCCAUUAGCGAGGUAUGCGGAUGAUGCUGAUUUGGACAGAAGACUCAGAGAACAAGAAAGAGAAGGUGAUCCCAUGUUGGAAUACAUUAAACAGAAACAAAUAAAGGAAGGAAAGAGGAAACCAGAUCGGCCAAAAUACGAGGGGUCAUAUAUGCCGAAUCGUUUCGGCAUAAAACCAGGUCACAGAUGGGAUGGCGUCGACAGGAGUAACGGAUACGAAAAACGGUGGUUCGAUGCUCAGAACGCAAAGAUAGCUCGUCAGGAAGAAGCUUACAAGUGGAGUACUUCCGACAUGUAAAAUAAAAAAAACCAGACAAGUACGAAAGCUGGCGCCUGUCUGCCACCAGUCUGCUCGGUGCAACAAAGCGACCAUCGAAGUUUGUGAAAUCAAUGAAAACUAGAAAAUGUGCACACGAGAGCUGGGAGUGGCAUUUAGCUAAAAGAUAAUCCGCCUUAAAGCGUAUUUCAUUUCAUUUGAGUCAAGUUCGCAAAGUCAUUAUCGUUUUAAUUUUUAUUAUUUCUCGCGCCACACGUGGAUCUAUAUUCGACUGCAAUUUGAUGUAGAAAUGCAUUAUUAUCGCGUCACGUGAAAUCAUCAUAGAGUUACAUAAAUUUAUGGAAAUUACGGGUAACACGUGUAAUAAAAGAAUAUACGUAUAUUUUGAUACGAGAGUAUAUUCGAGCUGCACUUUACAGAUGUAUAAUAAUAAUUUCGCAGAAUCACGUCAUUUAACGUGGCGUGAUAUUAAUGUGUUAUUACCCUUAGGAUCCUGGUUACGAAGGGAGAGUUCCCUAUCACUUGAAGGAAUCUCGAGUGAACUUAACACACAUUAGAGAGCAUGGUAGGCUUCUCUAAGAAAAGGCGACUGUAUAAAAAUGGGAAAAUUUGAGUGUAUAAAAAUGGGAAUAUUCCUUUUGCAACUUCAAAAAUUUGGGAAUUGAAGAAUUUAUAAAUGUAGAAAUUGGG
Messenger RNA from Megachile rotundata (alfalfa leafcutting bee), 2550 nucleotides. RefSeq lists its product as uncharacterized. Lineage: Eukaryota; Metazoa; Arthropoda; Insecta; Hymenoptera; Megachilidae. Gene Ontology annotation, molecular function: RNA binding. The record is from RefSeq and is a predicted model, not a curated record. Gene Ontology annotation, biological process: mRNA splicing, via spliceosome. Gene Ontology annotation, cellular component: U2-type spliceosomal complex; RES complex.